Phytophthora sojae is the source of this 345-nucleotide messenger RNA. RefSeq lists its product as hypothetical. The transcript has a single exon. The annotation marks the transcript as partial. Lineage: Eukaryota; Oomycota; Peronosporomycetes; Peronosporales; Peronosporaceae. The record is from RefSeq and is a predicted model, not a curated record.
GCGCCUACGAAAAAUGCACAAAUCUACAUCGGCAGCCUGAUAAGUCAAAGUGGUUUGCACUUGCGAAAACGAAACGAAACCGAAGCUACCUACAGGUCCCAUUCGGAGAAGGUGCUUUUCGGGCUUUUCGUCACUGAGAAACUGAAGGCAUCGUGGCGAACUUGGACGAAUGCUGUCCUUGUUGAAAAAGGUAAACGUCCAGUUUCGGAAAUCGAAUUGGACGCGUGCAUCGGUCUAGAGAUGGCGAUGAGCUUGGUACCAAUUACCGAUAUCAAGGAAUUCUGGUCCGACAAGAAAUUUCAAGGCCACGCCGACUUCAAAGCCACGAUGGGCCGAGACCGUUUU